GCCUUAGAUUUAAACGUUGCUUGUCUGUUUGGAGACACUCUCGCUCUCUCCCCACGUCGGCGGCCGAACCAUAUCCUCUCUCUUUUCUUUGCUUGGCCAUUUUUUCUCCUUGUUAUCCAGCUAUCUACGGCGCCUCCAUUGCGUGCGACGUUGCUGCUUUGUGCGGCUCCUUUGUGGUCUGUCGUGUGCCGAGAUUUUCGGACCUUCUCUUUGACGUCUUGGCCAAUCCGUCGCCUAUUUAAACCAUUCGAUGGAUGUAUCUGAGAUCCUUCGCCCACAGUCUUUACGUUUGCCUGAUCCAUGGCUGAAAAGCAAGGUUGUUUUACUGCUCUACACUAAUUCUGGGGACGGUCUUCUUGCGCUAGACUCCAAUGCCAUUCUUAAGCUCUGGAAAUGGCAGAGUACUGAUCGUAACCUAUCUGGGAAGUCUACUGCAUCUGCUGUACCACACUUGUGGCAGCCUUCAACUGGGGCUCGUAUGGAAAAUGACUUGAGUGACACUAAUCCAUCGGAAGAGUCAGCUGCUCCUGCAUGCAUUGCAUUAUCUAAAAAUGAUUCCUAUGUCAUUUCUGCUUCAGGUGGGAAGGUCUCAUUGUUCAACAUGAUGACAUUUAAGGUGAUGACAACUUUCAUGCCUCCGCCUCCUGCAGCAACCUACUUGGCCUUCCAUCCACAAGAUAACAAUAUUAUUGCCAUAGGAAUGGAGGAUUCUACCAUUCAAAUAUACAAUGUUCAGGUUGAUGAGGUAAAAACCAUGCUCAGGGGCCACCAGAAACGAAUCACAGGGCUUGCAUUUUCCCAGACUCUGAAUAUACUGGUAUCAUCUGGAGCUGAUGCACAGCUUUGUGUCUGGAACAUUGAUGGAUGGGAGAAAAGAGAAGCAAGGCCUAUACUAGCACCACCCGGUCACCCAUCUCCCUUAGUGGGAGAAACUAAAGUACAAUUCCAUAAGGAUCAAACCCAUUUACUAGUGGUCCAUGAAAGUCAAAUUGCUGUUUAUGAUAGCCAUCUUGAAUGCUUGCAAUCAUGGUACCCAAGAGAGAGACUUUCUGCUCCCAUUUCCAGUGCAAUUUAUUCAUGUGAUGGUAUGCUGGUCUUCGCUGGAUUUUGUGAUGGUGCUAUCGGGGUUUUUGAUGCAGACAGUUUGAGGCUUCGAUGUCAUAUAGCACCUUCUUAUAUACCUUCAUCCGUUGCCAGUGGCGGCAGUGCCUUCCCCGUGGUAAUCGCUGCCCAUCCAUCUGAAUCUAACCAAAUCGCAGUAGGGAUGAGUGAUGGAACAGUCCAUGUGAUCGAGCCAUCUGAUGCAGAGCCAAAGUGGGAUGGUUCAGCGCCGAAAGAAAAUGGGACUUUGACUUAAGUCCCUUAAAAUACUCGCUUGAAUAGUCAGCCGUCUGAAACCCCUUCUAGUUGAACAUUAUGUAACACCAGUUUCUUGAUAUAGCUGUGGCACGCUCGCAUAAGCAUAAUUUUGCAAAUAUAAAACGGUUUGUAAAUUUUAAUCCCUUAUGUUAUUUUCAACAACAAAGGCUCGUGCAAGUCUACAGGUUUGUCUAGUCAUAAUAUAUAUAUAUUUGGGGUGAUGAGGCCGUUCUCUU
Messenger RNA from Diospyros lotus (date-plum), 1595 nucleotides. Its product is annotated as protein TOPLESS-RELATED PROTEIN 2-like. Gene Ontology annotation, molecular function: protein binding. Gene Ontology annotation, biological process: regulation of DNA-templated transcription. NCBI's taxonomy places the organism in Eukaryota, Viridiplantae, Streptophyta, Magnoliopsida, Ericales, Ebenaceae. The record is from RefSeq and is a predicted model, not a curated record.